AGGGGCCCAGGGAGUGAAUUUCCUUUCUGUGAGGAACGCAGAAGACUUCGUUUCACUUAAAAUCUUGUAAGGGAUUUAGAGUAAAUCCUGGGGAGGGCAGUGGGGCAGAGCAGGAGCUGCAUUGGGAGCUACGCAUGGAUCCCCUCCUGCCCUCGACCAAGGGUUCCUUCUGACGUCAGGGUGCAGCUCUGGACGCAGAUGGGGUUCCCCAGGAGCCCAUGGGGCCUCCUCAGAUAUUUCCUGACUCUCCACCUCCUCCGGCUGGGAUCAGCGGAGUUCAGAGUGGUGGGACCAGGCCAACCUCUCCUUGUCACCGUGGGACAGGACAUCGUGCUGCCAUGUCACUUGUCCCCAGGCGUGGACGCUCGGAGCUUGGAGAUCAGGUGGAUCCGGCACCAGCUCUCUGAAACGGUGCACCUCUACCGAAACGGAGAGGAUCUGGACGGGGCACAGAUGGAGGAAUACAUUGGAAGGACAGAGUUGGCCAGAGAUGGUCUCUCCAAUGGGAGCCUGGACUUGCGAAUCUCUGGGUUGAGACCCUCUGAUGAUGGCCAGUACGUCUGCACUGUGCUAGAUGCUGCCUCUUAUGGAGAAGCUAUAGUGGACCUGGAGGUGGCAGCCUUGGGCUCUGUCCCUCUCCUCUCUCUGGAGGCUUACAAGGAUGGAGGCAUCCGGGUGGUGUGUCGAUCGGCCGGCUGGUACCCAUCACCAGAGGUGCUGUGGAAGGAUGGCAGUGGGCAGCAUCUCCCCUCAGUCUUCCAGAGUCGUUCCCCUGACGAGAGGGGCCUAUUUGAGAUCCAUGAUGUCACCGUUGUGAGCGGGAAGGGAGAUGGGAACGUGUCGUGCGUGGUGAGGAACAGCCGCCUGGAGCAGCAGCAGGCGUCGUCCCUGCACAUCUCAGCUCCCUUUUUCCACAAUGCCCGUCCCUGGAUGGCAGCUCUGGGUGUGUUCCUCCUGCUUUCAGUGGUGUCCGCUGCCCUCAGUGCUUACCUCUUCCGAAGGAAAGUGGUGCAGUCCAGAGCGCUGGAGGAACAAGCUGCACUGCUGGGGAAACGAGAUGCAGCACUGGAGGAACAAGCUACACUGUUGGAGGAACGUGCUGUAGCACUGGAUAAAAAGGUUGCACUGUUUGAGAAUCGAGCUACAGCACUGGAGCAACGAGCUGAAGAACUGAAGAAACGAGCUGCAGCACUGGAGGACCGAGACACAGCACUGGAGAACCGAGAUACAGCACUGGAGAAUCGAGCUACAGCACUGGAGAUUCGAGCUACAGCACUAGAGCAACGAGCUGAAGAACUGAAGAAACGAGACACAGCACUGGAGCAACGAGCUACAGCACUGGAGCGGAGAAAAUUUCUGCUUCCUCAGAAUCCAGAGGUGGUGACCCUGGAUCCAAACAUGGCUCAUUCCCCACUUGUCCUGUCGGAGGAUUUGAGAUGCAAGAGGCAGGAAAGUGCAUGAAAGAACCUGCCUGACACCCCGGAGAGAUUUAUUUAUUGGUACUGUGUGCAGGUCCGGGGGGGGGAAUUCUGGGAAGGGAGGAACUGCUGGGAGGUUGAGGCGAGGGGUGAGGUGAUUCAUGGUGGGCUUUUGGGGUGGCCAGAGAGUCCACGGAGAGGAAGGGGACUCUGAACCUGAACCCUGAAGGAGAGAUCUGUGCUGGAUCUGCACAGGAAGGGGCAGUUCAUGGCUCUUUCUUAUACUGCCAUCCCCCUGUCCCAGUCCCCGGUCCCCAGAGGGUCUGCGUCUGUCUGGACUGCACACGGCAGCUGGUGACUCUUCAGUGCCACCACUGGGGUCGAGAUCUUCACUUUUGCACCAGCCUCAUUCCACGGGGAGACCCUGCACCCCUGGUUUCGAGUGGAGACAAGGAAAACCCAGCUUUCCCUCAGGGACAGCACCUCCUAUAUGUUCUCCUCCCCUUCCAGCCUCUCCAUAGCCUCCAGCAACCUCUGCACUUCUCCAGAGACUCCCCACUCUCCUCUCCUGGCUCCUGCAGGAGAUGUCCCUCUCUGCCCUGCCCCAGCCUGGAGAGAGACAGGGAGUGAAGGGCAGGGGACAGGGCCUGCUGUGGGGUCUCUUCCAGUGCUGGGAGGCUCUGAGCAGAGGGGGGUGUCCUCGUUUGAGCUUUGAUGGAGUUAAUUUUCUUUCUAGUAUUGGCUGUAUUUUGGAUUUGGUGUGAGAAUCCCAUUGAUCACACAGGAUUAUAUACGUGGCUGGGAAAUGUUCACAUCAGUCAAAGGCUUUUUCAGCUUCCCCCCUGCAGCCGAGACGGAGCACGGCCAGGACGAGGCAGCCAAAGGGUUAUUCCACCCCACAGAUAUCCUGCUCGGAAUAGAAACGGGGGCUACUGGGGGACUGGGACCCUCCAUCACUGCUAGGGAUGGUCUGGGCAAUCAGUCCUCAGUGAUGAAGGCAAUUUGUGUUGUUUCCCUUAAUCUUGUAUCUUAUUUUACCAUUAAUAGCGAUGUUUUCCUCUGUGGUAACUGUUGUCUUAAACUGUCUUUAUUCCAAGCCA
Messenger RNA from Calidris pugnax (ruff), 2518 nucleotides. Its product is annotated as butyrophilin subfamily 3 member A2-like. Bases 199 to 1461 code for a protein of 420 amino acids. The record is from RefSeq and is a predicted model, not a curated record. NCBI's taxonomy places the organism in Eukaryota, Metazoa, Chordata, Aves, Charadriiformes, Scolopacidae. The transcript has 23 exons.